Molecule: messenger RNA, 1805 nt
Organism: Scylla paramamosain (green mud crab)
Lineage: Eukaryota; Metazoa; Arthropoda; Malacostraca; Decapoda; Portunidae
Product: complement factor H-like
Exons: 8
Coding region: 38-847 (269 amino acids)
Source: RefSeq, a predicted model, not a curated record
UACAGCUAACGAAAGGUGUGUUCAGGUGGCAGUCGUGAUGCUGCAGGCGGUGGCCGGGAACACGCUGGACGGGCUCGGCUCUGUGCAGAACUUCACCAAGAAAUUCUCACUGAGAGCGUGCCCCGAAGGCCCUGACGGUGGUGAGAACACCCAGGCAUCCUUCACUAAGAACGUGGCCGGAACCUCUGUCACAAUUACCUGUAAAGCUGGCUACAGAACAAAUCCAGGUGAAGCGACCAGAGGAAGAUCAAAGUGUUCCCACGAGACUUUAACUUGGACGCCACCAUCCCCCAAUAUCACCUGUGUGGAAGAUAAAAGGUGUUAUAGGAAUCCACCUAAUCCAAUAAACACCAGACGUAUAUGGGAUGGACAAAAGGAGGAAGGCACAGAAAUUGUCUACAGCUGCAGAAUUCUUUACAAGACACUCACCGAUGAGAAAUCUAUUUACCGAUGUGAAAAUAAAGUCUGGACCCUAGUGACAUCAGAAAUCAAGUGUGAUCCACCCAAGUGUGGAGACCCGCCACAGGUGCCUGACCAUGGAGUUCUCACCUAUAAUUCAUGGGAUCAAAUAACCUAUCAAUGUGACACUUAUGCCAUACGUUCUGGAGUAAAUUCUGAACAUAAGAUCAGUUGCAAAAAUUUCACAUGGGAGGAGCUGCCAAAAAGCUUCAAGUGUGUGGGAAGUGAUACCUAUGAUGCCCAUCAGGAAUGGGAAAAUUUCUUGAACAUCACCUUGCCAGUAUCAACAGUCCUGGUAUUUCUCGUCAUUCUCUGCUUACUUGCUACUCGGUCUGACUCUCCAUUCUGUAAGAUAUGUAAAGGAAGUACAAAGGAAGUUAGCUAUUAAGCUAUUAACAGGCAACUGUUCUUUCAAGAUAAAGGUAAGAUUAUUUUCAGUAUGAGUUAAUUAUCAAAGAAAUCCAUGGCAUCCUGUAAAGGUGGUGCGAGAUGACAACUGGUGUGGAGAUUGUUGGCUUUUGUUGUGGAAUAUUGAAAUAUCUCAUUCCAACCAAAGCAUAAAUUCCUUUUAUCUAUACUACUUGGUGUCAGAAUGUUUGCUGUUGUUCUUUAGAAUGGCCAUUCCUUUAAAGUAGUGUUUCCUAAACUAGGGAUCAUGGACCACUGGAAGGCCAUACAACAAAAUUUGGGCGGGCCAUAAGAUGAAGCUAUGUACACAUAAAAAUCCCAAGGCCCACCACACCAGAACAAUAUGAGGUAGAAUGAAUAAAAUUAUAGAUAUUGCUGGAGUUUUUCCAUAAUGGAUCUAAAUAAAUGUAAGACAGUCACAGUAAUCGUGAAAUGUGGACUUGUGGGGGGAGAGGGGGGCCACUCAUGAGGAUCAUAUAUGAAAAGUGGGUAUGAUCAGAAAAAGUUUGGGAACCACUGCUUUAGAGAAAAUUCUUAGAAUUUACAGAUAGAGGGAUAGGUUAGUUCAUAUUUAUAAUCAUUGUGCUUUAGUGAAAAUGUCACACUCUUUUAAAUAAUUUUAAUUUUACAUCUUAACUCAAGAUUUACAUAAAAUCAACAUUAGAGAAUUAAUGGUUUCUUCCUCUGCUCCACUGCUGAACUUAAUUACAGGUGAUAUCUCUAUGCCCUCCCAGAAAACUUACAGUAUUGCUUCUAUUGUUUUUAAGAAGUUUCCAUUGCUUACAUUUUUUUUACACCUUUGUCUUAUUGGAAAACUGUUCAAAUUCAACCUGCAAUGAUGAUCUCAGUAGGAGAAUUCCAAAACACUUAUUAUAUUUUUUCUACAAAGACUGGUCCACUGUUUUUCUUGUCUUUCUUCAACUUUUUUUGUUUUUUAU